UGUGCGGGAGCGUUGGGCACACACGCCGCUCUCUCCACCACAUCGCACCACUGCGGUAGGAGCGGGGAAGGCAGCAGCAGAGAGGGGGGGACCAGGCAGGCACAGUUCACUUGUUCCUGCACGGAAACAACCCCGGUGGCGAGAUCGUCAGCUCUGCCGACUUUUAACACAGGUGGACUUCAUCUGAGAGGACAUCAACAGAUCCCAGGGCAAUCCCACAGCCCAGCGAGAGCGAAGCAGAGACAACUUUUGACUAUUGCUCCGUGAUUUGUUUUGUUUACCACACCUCCGUAACCUUGGAAGUCAGACCUGUUAAUUGUGAGAGGAUGGGACCGCUACUCCUCUCCAUCGCCCUGUGUUUGGGCGCCGCUGUCCCGCAGCAUGUGAUAGCAGCAGAUGGUGAGGAACCAACUUCAGCAGGCCCUUGCCAUCCAAACCCUUGCCACAACAGAGGGACAUGUGAGAUCAGUGAGACCUACAGGGGAGACACCUUCAUUGGUUACGUCUGCAAGUGUCCACUGGGCUUCAGUGGAGUUCACUGCCAACACAAUAUUAACGAAUGCGAAAGGGACCCAUGCAAGAACGGAGGCAUUUGCACAGAUCUGGUUGCCAACUAUUCCUGCGAAUGCCCAGGGGAAUACAUGGGGAGGAACUGUCAAUACAGAUGCUCUGGACCACUGGGCAUGGAGGGCGGCAUAAUCUCCAACCAGCAGAUAACAGCCUCUUCCACCCACCGCGCUCUCUUUGGCUUGCAGAAGUGGUACCCGUACUUUUCCCGCCUCAACAAGAAGGGCCUGGUGAAUGCCUGGACUGCUGCCGAAAAUGACAGAUGGCCAUGGAUCCAGAUAAACCUGCAGAGGAGAAUGAGGGUCACAGGUCUAAUUACCCAGGGUGCAAAGCGUAUCGGCAGCCCGGAGUACGUCAAGUCUUACAAAGUAGCCUACAGUGAUGACGGGAAAACCUGGAGAACAUACAAAGUCAAGGGCAAAGAUGAUGAUAUGAUUUUCAGAGGAAACGUCGAUAACAACGCCCCAUCAGCCAACUCCUUCACCCCUCCCAUUGAAGCCCAGUACGUGCGCAUUUACCCCCAAGUCUGCAGGAGGCACUGUACCUUACGCAUGGAGCUGCUUGGUUGUGAGUUGACAGGCUGUUCUGAACCACUGGGAAUGAAGUCAGGCCAUAUCCAGGACUACCAGGUCACGGCUUCCAGCCUCUUCAGGACGCUCAACAUGGACAUGUUCACUUGGGAGCCUGGAAAGGCUCGGUUGGACAAACAGGGCAAGGUCAAUGCUUGGACUGCUGGACGCAGUGACCAGUCACAGUGGCUACAGGUGGACUUGCGUGUGGCUACCAAGGUCACAGGUAUAAUCACCCAGGGAGCUAAAGACUUUGGCCAUGUCCAGUUUGUUGGCUCAUACAAACUGGCAUACAGUAACGAUGGAGAGCGGUGGAAAAUAUAUCAAGAUGAGAAACAGGGGAAGGACAAGGUAUUCCAAGGGAACUUUGACAACGACACACACCGAAAGAAUGUGAUAGAUCCACCCAUCUACGCUCGACUCAUCCGGAUCCUUCCCUGGUCAUGGUACGGCAGGAUCACUCUGCGUGCAGAAGUACUCGGAUGCACAGAGGAAGAGUGAAGUCCUUUUCUUCCAUCUUUAUUGCCAUUCCCCCUUGUCCCUUGGCAUACUGGAGUAUCUCACCCGGUAUUUCAAAAAUGAACUGUGCAACCUGUAAAAAGAAAUCAAUUUCAAAUGGAUUUUUCAAGAAUACGUGUUUGGUUGUGGUGGGUUGCUGUUUGUUCUUUUUUGUACAAUGAUUUAAAACCUGCCCUUGAUCACUUUUGUCUUUCAGUUUCCUCCUUAAAGCGUGAUCUUUCUGUCUUUUUAUUCUUCUCAAGAUUUACCAUCCUGUUUGGAAUUAACUUCUGUAAUAUACGUGGGAGGGGCGGGGUGGAGUCGGAGAGGGGUUCCCCCUGUGGUUUUAACUUGUUGCCAUGGAAGCUAUUGUACAGUGUCACUUUUUAACAAAGAUGUGAAAUCUGUCUGCCGUGCUUCAUUGGACAUAAUUAACCAACUUCAUACCAUAACUAGACUGUCUAAAAUACCAUGUAGAGCUCACACAUUAUUAUCACUCUCUCAAACAUAUUUUGACUUUAAUUACGACACUUACUCAAGCCAUGCUUUUACCCUAAUGGACACUGGCAUUACGACAUCAAUCAAAACACUAUUAAUGCUCUUGUAUUAUAUGUAAAAGACUAAGAAAUUGCAUGGUGCGUGAAUUAUAAAUGUAUAUUCUGACAAAUCAUUUAAAACCUCCAGCCCUGAGAGCAAUGGCUUUGAUUUAGGGACCUAUUUUUAUGUGCAUUUUUAAAUAGUUCUGAAACAUUACAACACACUGCAAAAGUUUACUGACGAUAACUGAUAUGUGAGACAAUAAACAAGCACUGCAGUUAAACGCACUGCAGCCCUGACGCUGAGGCUUGAAGGCUGUCUCCAGCUGAAUUGUCUCAAAGCUCUCUUAAGGAGUUCCACUUUUUAUUUGUCCUUGAUUAUCACUACACUUUUUCUAAGAUAUUUGGAACUAUUGUUUGUGCUUGUUCUAUUUUGUAUUUAUUUUGAUUUAUUUGUCUCAGCUGUCAGACGCAUAAAUUCUGUGUUUAUUGUCUGUGUUGUCUUGGAGAUCUAAGUUGUAUAAAUUACAAAGCUCAGGAUAGAUACCAUUCAUAAUAAUAACCCACAAAUGAAUCAUUUUUG
Anarrhichthys ocellatus (wolf-eel) is the source of this 2753-nucleotide messenger RNA. It is a transcript of the gene edil3a, whose product is annotated as EGF-like repeats and discoidin I-like domains 3a. The record is from RefSeq and is a predicted model, not a curated record. Bases 327 to 1637 code for a protein of 436 amino acids. NCBI's taxonomy places the organism in Eukaryota, Metazoa, Chordata, Actinopteri, Perciformes, Anarhichadidae. Gene Ontology annotation, cellular component: plasma membrane. The transcript is spliced from 10 exons. Gene Ontology annotation, molecular function: signaling receptor activity; calcium ion binding.